AUGACUGACACCACUGUGCGAUCUCUGGAGGCAACUAAAGAAACCGAUGCUAUCGAGACAGAGUUGCGGCGAAUUGACUCCGAAACUCCACAACAGAAAGCGAUUCGUGAGAGGAAUCGGUGGACGCUGAUGAGUGAUGAAGAUCGACGAGUGAAACCAGCAUUAAGUCCGCCGACGUGUAAAUCAAUCCGGAUUUUGCUGUACGAUAUGGGUCUCGUCGAUCGGGUAUCAUUUGGCAAGGAUAUUGUGUGCCUGGACAGCGGUCAAAGCGCGGAGUUCUACCGAACUCUUCACGAAAUGGUAGAUAGCUGUCCUACCCGUGCGUUACAUACAACUCAUAUAUUCUAUGUGAAGGAAGGGCAGCGAUCGGCUGUAGAUAUACUAGGAAAUGCGGCGAACGUGCAAAGCACCAGGGCAGAUUUCUGUGGUUUUCUGGCAGGACUAGGCGAAGGAGUCGAGAUCGGAGUGCACGAUUCGUGGACUGGUCAUUGGUCGACAGCAUUCAGCAGUGAACGAAAGCCCUUUGAAGAACCGGAGGCUGUCGAUCACUACAUCGUUGACGGUGUUACACAUGCGAUAUGGUGGGCUGAUGCUGGUUCUGAACUUGUGUUCGUUUUGCCAACAGAACGAAGUUUACGGGUAUUCAAGCAGGAUUUGGCAUCGCCUGCAGCGAGCUCUAGAAGAGGAUCGAGUAAGACUCCCUCAGCAAUGUCGAUGUCGUCAGAGGACAUGAAAGGAGAUACUCCACUAUCUUCGGACGUAUUUCAUGAUGGUGCACGAAAAAAGACGAGUACUUCGGUCACCGGUAGCGAUCGAGAAGGACUGGUCUCGUACGGUGGAGGAGGAUCGAGCAUGGGUAAUGCUCCACCAUCGCGACGGAGUGCGGAACUUCGUGUGAUGUUGGUAUGGUUAGAGCGUGCCGAAGAUAUGCUGCAUUUCCCUGUCGGUAGGUUCAUAUUCAGAAAAUGCCGUUUUUCUUUUCAUUCCCGUAUAUAUUUUCUCUGUUCGUUUCACUUUUGCUGUUUCAUCGUUAUUUCGGAUCUAUAA
Messenger RNA from Cooperia oncophora, 1047 nucleotides. NCBI's taxonomy places the organism in Eukaryota, Metazoa, Nematoda, Chromadorea, Rhabditida, Trichostrongylidae. The record is from the annotation of a GenBank genome assembly.